AUGGCGCUGGUAGCCUACUCCGACUCUGAAGGCUCAGAUGCCGAGCCCGAUACCACUCCCGCACCCUCUGUUGCAAAGCCCAAGCCCGAGGCGGGCGCCGGCUUCCAGGUUGACCGCGGCAACCCGCGCAAGAUUCGCGUCGCACUCCCGCUGAAACCCGAGCACCCCACGGACCAGGACGCUGAAGAUGGACCGGCGCGCAAGAAGGCCAGGCUAGGAGCUGCCGCUGGAGGGGCCUUUGCCGGCUUCAACUCAUUUCUGCCCGCUCCAAAGCGGGCUGUGGAGAAGAAAGCACAGGUAGCCACGACGCGCAAAGUAUUCAGUCUGAAGACGGGUGCCGAACCAGGUUUUGAUCGUACAGCCGAUGCGGAGAUGCGGAACAGUCAGGCGUUCAACCAUAAUGCCGACGCAACCGACAGUACAAUACCUACGCCUGGCAGCUUGGGACAACCGGCGGCCAAUUCAGACAAUGUUCCCGUGGCGAAGGCAGAGGCUGGAGUGGUCAAGCUCCAGGGCAACCCCAUGAUGUUUCGGCCUUUGUCCGUUGCGCGAAACCAAAAGAAGAAGCAAACCACCAAGGUCGCCUCUCAGCCAAUACCCUCAGCAGCAGCAGCGUCUGUGGCAUCCAAAUUAGCCGAUCCUACGGCACAACAACCGACUGCAUCGGCUUCCGCACCAGCGCCUGCGCCCAUGCCGCCCAAGCCCAAGGUCAGCCUUUUCUCGUUAUCAUCCGAGGAUACGGCCCCGACAGACGAUGCCUCGGCACCAACAGGGAUCUACGAGCCCUUGGUCUACAACACGGAGACCGAGACUGAGAUGGAGGCCGCAUCGGCCGACGCAGCACUAGUGCCGGAGUCCAUACCCACGGACGCGGCAUAUUAUCCUACAAACGCCUCCGUAUCAUCCUCCCUGGACACCAUCGCCAACGACCUCAAUCUCUCCAAGUCAGAACGCCGGCAGCUCUUCGGCCGCAAUGCACCCUCUGCGCAAUCCCGCAUCCUCUCCUUUAAUACCGACAAAGAAUACGCCUCGAACCAGGCCAAUGCCGAGACCGAGUUGGCUGCCACGCAACACAACCCUGUCCGCGCUAUUGCUCCUGGCAAGCACACGUUGCAGCAGCUGGUCAAUGCAGCGAGUACUCAGAAGGACGCCCUGGAAGAGAGCUUCGCCACAGGAAGGAGAAACAAGAAGGAAGCCGGAUCCAAGUAUGGGUGGUAG
Penicillium canariense is the source of this 1218-nucleotide messenger RNA. RefSeq names its product PRCC domain-containing protein. Bases 1 to 1218 code for a protein of 405 amino acids. The record is from RefSeq and is a predicted model, not a curated record. NCBI's taxonomy places the organism in Eukaryota, Fungi, Ascomycota, Eurotiomycetes, Eurotiales, Aspergillaceae. The transcript has a single exon. Gene Ontology annotation, cellular component: nucleus.